GGAAGUGACGGCACGGCGCCCCGGAAGCUUCUCCCGCUCCGAGGUUCGGUGUUAUGGCUCCGCCGCUCUCUCGGUUCUGUUCGGUUUGAGCCGCCAUGACGGAACCACAGAGGGAACCAGCGGAGCCGGUGGGAGCCCGGGUGACCCCGAACAGCCUGACCAUUCCCAGUCCCCGCAGCGGGCCCCCGAGCCCCGGCCUCUCCUGCUCUGCUCCCCGGAGCCCCCGCAGCCCUAGUCAGCAGGAGAAUACGGGCAGAACGGGAGGGAAGUGGGUCCGGCUAAACGUGGGCGGCACGUACUUCCUGAGCACCAAGCAGACGCUGUGCCGGGAGCCCAAGUCCUUCCUGUACCGCCUGUGCCAGGAGGAGCCCGACCUGGACUCUGACAAGGACGAGACGGGAGCCUAUCUUAUCGAUCGGGACCCUACCUACUUUGGACCCAUUCUGAACUACCUACGACAUGGCAAGUUGAUCCUCAAUAAAGAGCUAGCGGAAGAAGGUGUUUUGGAAGAAGCGGAGUUCUAUAACAUCGCCUCCCUCGUGCGGCUGGUGAAGGAGAGGAUUCGAGACAAUGAAAAUAGAACUUCCCAGGGUCCGGUGAAGCAUGUCUACAGAGUGUUACAGUGUCAAGAAGAGGAGCUGACGCAGAUGGUUUCCACCAUGUCUGAUGGUUGGAAGUUUGAGCAGCUUAUCAGUAUUGGAUCUUCCUACAACUAUGGGAAUGAAGAUCAAGCAGAGUUCCUGUGUGUUGUGUCCAGGGAGCUGAAUAACUCCACAAAUGGACUGGUCAUUGAGCCCAGUGAAAAGGCAAAGAUUCUUCAGGAGCGAGGAUCCAGGAUGUGACAAAGCAUUGUGACCGAGAUCUGUUACCGAGCUCUUCUCAGGCUGUAACCAAAGCCCUCGCUGCCUGCGGAGCUCUUGCGCUGUAUUUUCACGUUAUCCCCUCUUCCGCACCCGGCCUUAACACCCCAGCGUUACAGAGGGGGGCAGUGUGUGAGCGAACUAGAACAGAACAGUAUUGUGUUUGCCCCUGUCACAGGCCUGUGCUUUGUGUUGUCAGGUUAUAUAGGAAUGAUGUCAAUUAUUGUGGGGUGAACGGGUUAGGGGAGGCAACUCCUACUUUUUGGGGGCUAAUUGUGUUUUCUCGUGUGUUCUCUCACUUUGGCCUAGGUUUGGAGGAGUACUUUCUGCUGUGCUCCUUGGACUUCCAGUGACACAAGGCAAACUUAUUAGCUGGAUGGAAACAAAUAAUUGGCCUUCCCUUGAAUUAUCUUCCUUUACAGUUGCCAAAAGUCAUGUUCUGUUUCUUGUCUCAAGUGCUUUUACUGUGCAGUUCUGUCUUUUCUUCUAUGUAAAUCGGUGAGGAAAUCAGCGCCUGGAGUCUGCGAUGUUGAGCUCAAUCUGUUCUCUAGAGUAUUUCGAAAGCAAAAGGAGGACUGUUCCUCCCAUAAACUGAUCACCAUCACACUGACCUAGCAUUUGGCAAUCUUCCAAUGUCUUUACAGUGCAUGUAUACCUGUACCAAGCAAACGACCAUGUUCCCCUCUGUCGGUAUGGAUUUGUGUGUGGGGGAGGGGGUCUGGGUUUUGGGCUGCCUGCCUGUGACUCUAUGUGUUUCAUUAAGCACAAACUCUUUGGAUACCUGUUGUACAGAGAAGAUGCGGCAGAACCAAAUUAUUUGUCAUUUGUGGGUGUAUAAUAUUUUUUUUUUUUCUCACGCAAAAAAAUUGUCUUUAUUGCCAAAA
Bufo gargarizans (Asiatic toad) is the source of this 1744-nucleotide messenger RNA. It is a transcript of the gene KCTD2, whose product is annotated as potassium channel tetramerization domain containing 2. Lineage: Eukaryota; Metazoa; Chordata; Amphibia; Anura; Bufonidae. The transcript has 6 exons. The coding region runs from base 96 to 842 and encodes 248 amino acids. Gene Ontology annotation, biological process: protein homooligomerization; proteasome-mediated ubiquitin-dependent protein catabolic process. Gene Ontology annotation, cellular component: cytoplasm; Cul3-RING ubiquitin ligase complex. The record is from RefSeq and is a predicted model, not a curated record. Gene Ontology annotation, molecular function: cullin family protein binding.